Caenorhabditis sp. 36 PRJEB53466 is the source of this 7047-nucleotide messenger RNA. NCBI's taxonomy places the organism in Eukaryota, Metazoa, Nematoda, Chromadorea, Rhabditida, Rhabditidae. The record is from the annotation of a GenBank genome assembly.
AUGUCACACGAAUCGGAUCCCGGCUGGCAGUACUUGCGCCAGUCGCCAGAACAGGUACGAGAUCCUUUGUUUGCAUUUAUUUUACUUACUCUCUCUCUCUUUCUCUUUCUUUCUCUUUUUAUCCGUCUCGAGCCGCUUCUUCUAUCCACCACGUACUAGAGUAAACAGCGCAAGAAAGAUAUCGAGUAUUUUUUGAUCCAUUGCCGGCGCGCGGGAAAAGGGGACUUGCCUGGGGUCGACAUAGCACUAUAUCAUUUGUAGCUGUUGGCGGCGACGACGAAGAAGUUCGACUCGAAGAAGAAUGUGUGGGUGGCGGAUCCGGAGGAGGGAUUCAUCGCCGCCGAGAUCAAGUCGUCGAAGGGCGACACGGUGGUGGUGGUCACCUCGAAGGGCAUCGAGAAGACGAUCAAGAAGGACGACGCGCAGCAGAUGAACCCGCCAAAGUACGAGAAGACCGAGGACAUGGCCAACUUGACGUUCCUCAACGACGCGUCCGUCUUGCACAAUCUGAGACAGAGAUACUACUCGAUGAUGAUCUACACCUAUUCGGGUCUCUUCUGCGUCGUCAUCAACCCCUACAAGCGUCUUCCGAUCUACUCGGAAGCGGUGUGUCAAAUGUAUCUGGGCAAGCGGAGAAACGAGAUGCCGCCGCACUUGUUCGCCGUCGCCGACGAGGCCUACAGAAAUAUGACGAACGGUUUGUGCACGUUCUUCUCUUUCUCAAGUCGAAAACCCUGUUCGAUAUUGCAGACAAGGAGAAUCAGUCGAUGUUGAUUACCGGAGAGUCGGGAGCCGGAAAGACGGAGAACACGAAGAAGGUCAUCUCGUACUUUGCGAUGGUCGGCGCCUCGCAGCAGUCGGCCAAGAAGAAGAGCAAGAAGGACAAGGCACAAGUCUCGCUCGAGGAUCAAAUUGUGCAGACGAACCCGGUGCUGGAAGCUUUUGGUGAGUAAGGAGCGACGGACAGAGUCAACAUGAUUACGAGAUCAAAAGACUUUGGUUGUGGUGGUGGUGUUUACGCAACACUUGAAUGUUGUGCCAAAGUUUUUCCUUUUCUCAUUCCCUGAAAUAAUCAAAUUCCGGAAAUCUUCAUACCUAGUACUUUAUUUCUCUAGUUGACAACUUUUUUGCGUCGCCGCUCAAAUUCUUUCAUCUUUGGAGAAAUGGUACAAAAAAGGUGUCAACUAGAAAAAUAAAGUACUAGGUUUCAUAGUUCUGACCGCUAUUAUAGUUUUUGUCGAAACUUGUUGCCUACACAUCAGCCAGCGCGUUUCCACUCGACAACUUGACACGUGUCAACUCGCGCGUCCUCCUCCUCUUUAUCACUUAUCUCCCCCCGGGUUGUUUGCUGGUAUUUACAAGCGCCCCCCGGUCCCCCGUUGUGUACGGGAUGCCGAUUCUCGAGUGGCACCACCAUCAUCAUUUUUGUCUGUUUGUACAUGAAACAUUUCGAGAAAAGAGUGACACACACUUAAAAUGAAAAAGGGUGCAAAAAAGAAACAGUGAUUGAUUGCAGGUAACGCGAAAACGGUUCGUAACAACAACUCGUCUCGAUUCGGAAAAUUCAUCCGAAUCCACUUCAACCAGGGCGGAAAGGUGGCCGGUGCCGACAUUGAACACUGUAGGAGGACACAUUGCAACCUGCUUUAGCAGUUUUUAAUUUUUCAGAUCUGUUAGAGAAGUCUCGUGUCAUCAAACAGGCGCCCGGAGAGCGGUCGUACCACAUCUUCUACCAGAUUUAUUCGGAUGCCGUCAAGGGACUCCGCGACAAGCUCUUCCUCACCCGCCCCAUCAAGGAGUACACGUUCGUCUCGCAGGCCGAGGUGACGAUCGAUGGCGUGGAUGAUAAGGAGGAGAUGCUCAUCACCGAUGAGGCGUUCGAUAUUAUGAAGUUCACCGAGACCGAGAAGUCGGAGCUCUUCGCCAUCACCGCUGGAAUCAUGCAUAUGGGAGAGCUCAAGUUCAAGCAGAGGCCGAGAGAAGAGCAGGCGGAGUUGGAGGAUGGAAAAGAGGGAGAGCUGGCGUGCAAGCUCUACUGCGUCGACUCGGAGAAGUUUAUCGGUGCGCUUCUGAAGCCACGUGUCAAGGUCGGCACCGAAUGGGUCAACAAGGGACAGAACUUGGAACAGGUGAACUGGGCAGUCGGAGCCCUCGCCAAGGCUCUGUUCGCUCGCAUGUUCACCUGGCUCAUCAAGAGGUGGGUGAAAACUGAAAAACUAGAAGCUAACAUGAAUAUUUUCAGAUGUAACAAGACGCUCGACGCGCAAGACCUCUCUCGCGACUUCUUCAUCGGCGUGCUCGACAUUGCCGGCUUCGAAAUCUUCGAUCUGAACUCGUUCGAGCAGUUGUGGAUCAACUUUGUGAACGAGAAACUGCAACAAUUCUUCAAUCAUCACAUGUUCGUGUUGGAACAGGAAGAAUACAAACGAGAGGGAAUUCAAUGGGAAUUCAUUGAUUUCGGACUCGAUUUGCAGGCCUGCAUUGAGCUCAUCGAAAAGGUAUCUCUUUGAGAGCUCUUGUAGACUUCAAUUUCACUUUUAAUUUUAUUUUAGCCACUGGGAAUUGUGUCGAUGCUCGAUGAGGAAUGCAUUGUGCCAAAGGCCACCGAUCUGACGUUGGCUUCCAAGCUCAACGAUCAACAUCUCGGCAAGCACCCGAACUUCCAAAAGCCACGUCCGCCGAAGGGAAAGCAGGCGGAAGCCCAUCUCGCCAUUGUUCACUACGCCGGAACCGUACGGUACAACGUGAAGGGAUGGCUCGAGAAAAACAAGGAUCCGCUCAACGACACCGCCGUCACCGUGCUGAAGGCCAACAAGGGCAACCAGCUGAUGGCGGACCUCUGGGCCGACUACAACACUCAAGAAGACGUGGCGGCGAUGGCGAAGGAGGGAAAGAAGGCGGUCGGCAAGAAGAAGGGCAAGUCGGCGUCGUUCAUGACCGUCUCGAUGAUGUACAGAGAGUCGCUGAACAACCUGAUGCACAUGCUCCACCAGACUCAUCCGCACUUUAUCCGCUGUAUUAUUCCGAACGAGAUGAAGAAGGCGGGAAUGAUCGACGCGAAUCUCGUGCUCAAUCAGCUGACGUGCAACGGAGUGUUGGAAGGAAUUCGCAUUUGCAGAAAGGGAUUCCCGAACAGAAUGCCGUAUUUGGACUUUAAGCAGCGCUACGCUGUGCUGGCUGCCGACGCGGCCAAGGCUGGAAAAGAUUUCAAGGACGCUGGGGAGAAGAUCGCCGCCGCUCUGACCAAGAACGGCAGUCUGAAGCAGGAGGAGUUCCAGUGCGGUCUCACGAAGGUCUUCUUCAAAGCCGGAGUGCUCGCUCACUUGGAAGAGCUCCGUGACGAGGCGCUCGGAAAGAUCAUGGCCAAGUUCCAGUGCGCGUGCCGACACUACCUCGCCCAGUGCGAGUACAAGCGGAAGCUCGACCAGAAGAUUGGACUGAUCGUUCUGCAGAGAAACAUCCGCGCGUGGUGCACCCUCCGCUCGUGGGCCUGGUUCAAACUGUUCGGACGUGUCAAACCGCUCAUUAAGGGCAACAAGAAGAACGAGGAGUUCGAGGCUCUCGAGAAGAAGUUCAAGACACUUGAAGAGGAGAAACAACAGGAGGAGAGAAAGAGGAAGGACAUUGAGGCGGAGAACGCGAGACUCGAGGCCGAGAAGCAGGCGCUGCUCAUACAGUUGGAGCAGGAAAGAGACUCGAGUGCCGAGGGAGAGGAGCGAUCCGCUAAACUCCUUUCGCAGAAGGCGGAUCUCGAGAAGCAGAUGGCUAAUCUGAACGAUCAGUUGUGCGACGAAGAGGAGAAGAACGCGGCGCUCGCGAAACAGAAGAAGAAGGUCGAGCAGGACAACGAAGGGCUCAAGAAGACCGUUUCGGAUCUGGAGACUACGAUCAAGAAGCAGGAGAGCGAGAAGCAGGCCAAAGAUCAUCAGAUCAGAAGUCUGCAGGACGAGAUUCAGUCGCAAGACGAGGUCAUCUCCAAGCUGAACAAGGAGAAGAAGCAUCAAGAGGAGGUGAACCGCAAGCUUCUGGAGGACAUUCAAGCCGAGGAGGACAAGGUGAACCAUCUGAACAAGACGAAGGCCAAGCUGGAGUCGACACUCGACGAGCUCGAGGAUUCGCUGGAGCGCGAGAAGAGAGGUCGUCAGGAUUGCGAGAAGCAGAAGAGAAAGGUCGAGGGAGAGCUCAAGAUUGCUCAGGAGCUCAUUGAAGAGCUGAACCGUCACAAGCAUGAGCAGGAACAAGUGCUCAAGAAGAAGGACAUCGAGCUGACAUCCCUUCAAUCCAGACUCGAGGAUGAACAGUCUUUGGUGGCCAAGCUGCAGAGACAGAUUAAGGAACUGCUCGCCAGAAUUCAAGAGCUCGAGGAGGAGCUGGAAGCUGAGCGACAAUCGAGAUCCAAGGCUGAGAAGGCUAGAAAUGAGAUGCAGUUGGAGUUGGAAGAGCUUGGAGACAGACUUGAUGAGGCCGGAGGAGCUACUCAGGCACAGAUGGAGCUCAAUAAAAAGAGGUGAGAACAGAAUCAGUUGUUGAUAAUAGUAAGAAUUGAUUUCAGAGAAGCCGAGCUCGCCAAGCUCCGUCAAGACCUGGAAGAUGCGGCGAUCAACUCGGAGACGAGCAUGGCUGCCCUCCGCAAGAAGCACAAUGACGCCGUCGCCGAGCUCUCCGACCAGCUCGACACUGUGCAGAAGAUGCGCGGAAAGCUGGAGAGGGAGAAGAACGACAAGCAGAGAGAGAUCGACGAACUGCAGCAGUCGGCCGACGUGGAAGCGAAGCAGAGACAGAACUGCGAGCGGAUGGCCAAGCAGCUGGAGUCGCAACUCACCGACAUCACUUUGAAGAGCGACGAGCAGGCAAGACUCAUUCAGGAAUUGACGAUGAGCAAGAACAAGAGUCACUCGGAGAACCAGGACCUGAACAGACAGCUCGAGGACGCCGAGUCGCAGCUGUCCGCGCUGAACCGCAUCAAGCAGCAACAGCACAGUCAGAUGGAGGAACUGAAGAGAACCCUCGACCAGGAGACGCGCGAGAGACAAUCCCUCCACUCGCAAGUGUCCAACUACCAACUAGAGUGCGAACAGCUCCGCGAGUCGCUCGAGGAGGAGCAGGAUGCCAAGACGGAUGUGGCGAGACAGUUGAGCAAGGCCAACUCGGAGAUUCAGCAAUGGAGAGCCAAGUUCGAAGGAGAGGGAGUCACAAGAGCCGAGGAGUUGGAGGAGACGAGAAGAAAGCUGACGCAUAAGGUGCAGGAGAUGCAGGAGCAGUUGGAGAAUGCAAACCAGAAGAUUGGAUCGUUGGAGAAGACGAAACAGAGACUCGCCCACGAUUUGGAAGACGCUCAGGUCGACGCCGAUCGAGCCAACUCGGUGGCAAGCUCCCUGGAGAAGAAGCAGAAGGGAUUCGACAAAGUGCUCGAGGAGUGGAGACGCAAGUGCGAGGCUCUCGUCGCCGAAGUCGAGCAGAGCCAGAGAGAAACGCGUGCCGCCGCCACCGAGACCUUCCGUCUCCGCAACCAACUUGAGGAGUCGGGAGAGCAGACGGAAGCCGUGCGCCGGGAGAACAAGGCUCUCGCCCAGGAGCUCAAGGACAUUGCCGAUCAGCUCGGAGAGGGUGGAAAGAGUGUGCACGACUUGCAGAAGCUCCGCAGAAGGCUGGAAAUUGAGAAGGAGGAGCUGCAGCAGGCUCUCGACGAGGCCGAAUGUGCUCUGGAGGCCGAGGAGGCCAAGGUGAUGCGUGCUCAGAUUGAGGUCUCGCAAAUCAGAAGCGAGAUUGAGAAGAGACUGCAGGAGAAGGAGGAGGAGUUUGAGAACACGAGAAAGAACCACAGCAGAACCAUUGAGAGCAUGCAAGUAUCACUGGAGACGGAAAGCCGCGGAAGAGCCGAGCUGCUCAAGACGAAGAAGAAGCUCGAGGGAGACAUCAACGAGCUCGAGAUCGCUCUUGAUCACAGCAACAAACUGAACGUCGACGGACAAAAGUCGCUCAAAAAGCUGCAGGAUAUGAUCAGAGAGCUGCAGUUGCAGGUGGAAGACGAGCAGAGAUCUCUGAACGAGGUGCGCGACCACGCGAACCUCGCCGAGCGCCGUUCGCAAGUUCUGCAACAGGAGAAGGAGGAUCUCGCGGUGAUCUACGAGCAAUCGGAGAGAACUCGCCGACAAGCGGAGCUCGAGCUCGCCGAGGUCAAGGACUCGGUGAACGAGUUGUCGAACAGCAACUCGCUUCUGCUGGCCACCAAGAGAAAGGUCGAGGGAGAUCUGCAACACUUGCAAUCCGAGAUCGAGGAGGCGUUGAGUGACGCGAAGAGCAGUGACGAGAAGGCGAAGAAGGCGACGAUGGACGCGUCGAGACUGGCCGACGAGCUCAGAUCGGAGCAGGAGCACGCGAGCAAUCUGGACAAGUCGAAGCGGGCGCUCGAGUCGCAGGUCAAGGACUUGCAGGCAAGACUCGACGAGGCCGAGGCCGCCGGAAUCAAGGGAGGAAAGAGACAGUUGGCGAAGCUGGACAUGAGAAUUCACGAGCUCGAAACUGAACUGGAAGGCGAGUCGAGAAGACACGGAGAGACACAGAAGGUGCUCAGGAACAAGGACAGAAAGUGCAGAGAGCUCCAGUUCCAGGUACGCGUCUGAUACGAAGAAGAGUAGAAAAUUGAACCGUUUUACUUUCAGGUUGAUGAAGACAAAAAGUCGACCGAGCGAAUGUACGACCUCAUCGAGAAGCUUCAGCAGAAGAUCAAGACGUACAAGCGGCAGAUUGAGGAUGCCGAGUCUCUGGCUUCUGCCAACCUCGCCAAGUAUCGUCAGCUACAGCACGUUGUCGAGGACGCUCAGGAGAGAGCCGACGCCGCCGAGAACGCGCUUCAGAAGUUGAGAUUGAAGGGAAGGAGCGCGUCUGGAGUCUUCGGACCACGUGGAUUGGCUCAUUCUGUGAGGAGCUUUAAAGUUUUUGGAAACACGACUUACUACUUACUUUCAGAUGUCAACGACCGGAGUGAACAUGAGACGAGGCGGCUCGCGAGGCGCAUUCCUCGACGAGGACUUUGCCGAAGAAUAA